AUGUUUCGUAACGUAGGUCAAGGACAAGGACAACAGUCCUAUCCACCUCAGCAGCAGCAGCAGCAGCAGCAACAACAACAACAACAUGUCCAACAACAAAACCAAGCGUCAUCUCAAUUCACUCCGAGAGAUCUCCAACAACAACAUCAGCCAAAUCUUCAUCAACAAUCAGGUAGUCAACAGCAGCAGCAACAUCAGCAACAGCAGCAGCAGCAGCAAGGGGCUGGAAGUACGGUUGAUGGAGGAUCAGGGUCUGUCAAUGGACAAGGCGGGCCUGAAAUGAAUUUAGCUAGUGUACUGCAUUACCUUCAAAGUGAAUGGAGAAGAUGGGAAAGAGAUAGGAAUGAAUGGGAGAUUGAAAGAGCUGAAAUGAGGGCAAGGAUAGCUUUACUCGAAGGACAAAGAAGAUCUGCAGAAAACUUGAAAGUGGAUUUGCUGAGAAGGGUUAAAAUGUUGGAAUUUGCUCUUCGACAAGAAAGAACGAAAACAGUCAGCUCGGCUUCAAAACCAUCCAGUAUUCAUCCAUCGAAAUUAGCAGCUUUACAAGAUGAAGAUAAACUUUCUACGGGAAGUAAAGAUGAUAAAGAAGGAAGCGGAAGUGAAGGAAGUCAAGAAGAUUUCUCUGAGCGAGAACGAUCAUCGGCCGCGCCUCCAAAGAUGAAUGGUGUACAUCCUGCAGCAAUAAGUAAAUCAACUACUGCAUUAGCUUUGAGACAAUCCUCUAUCGAUUCAACUUCUUCCACCGCUUGGAAAAAUAUAGGUUCAGCACCUAGAGAUCCUAAAUCCAGAGCAAGAAGUAGAGAAUACCUAAAACAAUGCCUUCAAGAAAUCAGUUAUUUAACUUCACCGGGAGCGUUGAACCCAUUACCACCCAAACCACCCAUAGAACCAAACUAUAUACUACAAGAGUCUAAUGAACAACCUAUACCUGAACCAGCAGAUAGACCAAGAAAGGCUUUACCGGAACAAAAUAUACCUUCAUCUUACCCCAAUCCGAACCAACAAGAGACUCAGCAACAGCAACCAAACCAAAAUCUCCCGAAUGGAACACCUUCCUCUUCAACCCAUAAUCAAGAUUCCACAAGCUCUUCGCAUCAAUCGCAAGCAAAACUUGAAACAGCACCAGUACCCCAAUCGAGUGAUAUGUCAUUAGAUCCAACUGCUAGACCUCCAUCUUCACCUUCACCCAGAACGGUUAAUCUUCCCGAACAAGGCGAACCCCCAAAACCAUCCCUCAACACUGAAGGUUUGGAAGGUGAUACUCAGGGUAAACAGAUAUUGACAGCAAUUUAUAGACCUGAUAGUAAAGCUGCAUGGAGAGAAGAACUGAGAAACGCUAAUGAGAUGGCCGAGAAGGCACGGGAUGACAGGAAACCACCUUCCACUUCAACGGAUGAAGAUCAACUGUCUUCUAUAUCCCUGGAUGAAGAGGAGACUAAAGCCGAUGAUUCGAACAGCAGUCAAGAAGAAAAGGUAUGGACAUCAAGAAGAACUUUAAAAUCGCAUUUAGAUAUUGUCAGAGCGAUCGAUUUCGCGCAUGGUCCUGCGAUGAUACUUGCGACAGGAGGUGAUGAUUGUACGGUGAAAGUUUGGGGAGUUGAUGUUGGUUCAGUCAUGUCUCAAAGACCAAGCGCACAGGAGAUCGAACCUCUAAUCACUUAUCGAGGCCAUGAAUCACCUAUAACGUCUAUCGUAAUCUCAUCAUCAUUAUCCUUGAUAUGCUCUGCGUCAUUAGAUUCAACGAUCAGAUUAUGGAAAUUACCUAAUCCACAUCACGAUCCAUAUUCGACAUAUGAUCCUUCAUAUGUCAUACAAACGUUAGAAGGUCAUACGGAUUCAAUAUGGGAUUUGGUAUUACUUCCAGCUCGCGAAUUGGGUCCAAAUAAGAAGAUUGAUGGAAAAUUGAUCAGUGCCAGUUCAGAUGGAACUAUCAAGAUUUGGUCAAAAUCAGGUUCCAGUAAUUCAAAGGAUGAAUGGUCGUUAGAAGCUAGUUAUAACGAUUUCUUCUCAUCGGAAGAGAUCCCAAUCUGUUUAGAAGGAUGUAAUGAUGAUUAUGGAAAAGUGUUAAUUGGAACCAAUAAAGGAAUGAUAUAUACCUUUGAUACGGAUCAAGGGAAAGUCGUUCAAACUUUUGGUGAUGAUUCAGAUGAAGGUAAUGCGCAGAUCAACGCCAUUUUGAGUCAUCCAACUUUACCUGCUAUCAUAACGGCAGGUGAAGAUGGUUAUAUCAGAUUUUACGAUCUAAAAUCUAACACCACAACGCCCACACAUUCAAUCCUAGCACAUCCCUCACCGGUGACAUCACUUUCUAUAUCACCACUGUCGCCAACAUGUAUAUUAACGGCUUCUGUUGAUUGCUCAGUUAGAUUAUGGGAUCUAAGUAAGAAAACUUCAAUACAAGAUUUAUCGGGACAUCGACAAAAAUCAGGUGAAGGUGUGAACCAAGUUGCAUCACAUCCUGAAUUACCUAUUAUAGGUACAGUCGGUGCGGAUGGUGUAGUCAGAUUAUGGGGUACUGGUUAA
Messenger RNA from Kwoniella shivajii, 2523 nucleotides. RefSeq lists its product as uncharacterized. The transcript has 9 exons. NCBI's taxonomy places the organism in Eukaryota, Fungi, Basidiomycota, Tremellomycetes, Tremellales, Cryptococcaceae. Bases 1 to 2523 code for a protein of 840 amino acids. The record is from RefSeq and is a predicted model, not a curated record. Gene Ontology annotation, molecular function: protein binding.